UCACCAUUGAAACAACUAAGAAAGCGUUAUAACAGUCAAAAAGUAACUUCUCGCGUGAUUCUACGAGAAAAAUUCGCCAUGUCUGAAUCCACCCCAAUCUGUCGGUGCCGCGUCCUCUACUUGGGAUCGAGCGUACCACAACAGACCAAGGACGGCCUCCAAGGUAUCCAGGAGCCGCUGCAGGAACUGUACCCCGACCAGGGGGCCACUGGAGCUAGAGGCAUAGAUUCUUGGUUGAGUGUGUGGUCGAAUGGGAUCCUUCUCGAGAACGUCGACGAGAACCAUAAAAAGAUCACACGGUUUUUCCCCAUAGAAAGUCUGCAUUAUUGUGCGGCAGUAAG
Molecule: messenger RNA, 341 nt
Organism: Anoplophora glabripennis (Asian longhorned beetle)
Lineage: Eukaryota; Metazoa; Arthropoda; Insecta; Coleoptera; Cerambycidae
Exons: 1
Source: RefSeq, a predicted model, not a curated record